Molecule: messenger RNA, 2964 nt
Organism: Gilbertella persicaria
Lineage: Eukaryota; Fungi; Mucoromycota; Mucoromycetes; Mucorales; Choanephoraceae
Product: armadillo-type protein
Exons: 11
Coding region: 1-2964 (987 amino acids)
Biological process (GO): intracellular protein transport; tRNA re-export from nucleus
Cellular component (GO): nuclear pore; cytoplasm; nuclear matrix
Molecular function (GO): small GTPase binding; tRNA binding
Source: RefSeq, a predicted model, not a curated record
AUGGAUCAGAUAGAACAAGCUGUUAUGUAUGCACUUGGUCCUCAAGUAGAUCCCAACUUGAAGGCUCAGGCAAACGCAUACUGUGAACAAGUUAAAAACUCAAAUGAAGGUUGGCAAUUAUGUGUCCAAUUGUUUAUGAAAGAACCUAAAGCACUUCCUGAAGCACGAUUCUUUGCACUUCAAGUGGUAGAAAAUACAUUAAGAACAAGAUUUGAGACAUUGGACAGUGCCGCAGUAGAAUAUAUUCAACAAACAAUGAUGGAAUAUCUUCGCCGAGAAUUUGUUGACAAUACCACUGCUGGAUCCGAAGAAGCUUUCAUUCGAAACAAAGCGGCUCAAUUACUCACCCUUUUAUUCAUUCAUGUAUACCCUAAUGUUUGGUCCAAUUUCUUCAAGGACAUGAUCGCAGUCGCCAAAACACCCUCUGGUACGCCUAGUCAUGAGAAAGCUGCUGAUUUCUUUUUGAGACUCUGUAUCAGCAUUGACGAAGAAAUUGCUCGUUUGGACAUUCCUCGUACUCGCGAGGAAGUUAUUCGUAACACUCAUAUCAAGGAUACCAUGCGUCUAGGUGAUAUUCAAUUACUUGCCGCAUUCUGGUUUGAUCUUUUGCAGGAAUUCAGAUCAGCCAAUCCCAGCAUUGCACAAUUAGCCUUAAAAAACAUUGGAUCAUAUAUUGCAUGGAUGGAUAUUGGAUUAGUUGUAAAUGAUCAAGUCAUGAAUGUCUUAUAUGAACUGUUAGCAGAUUCAAACUUGCGUAUUUCUGCUUGUGAAUGUUUAGCUGAUGUUAUUAGUAAAGGCAUGUUGCCUUUGGACAAAUUGAAUAUGCUUCAAAUGUUGAAUAUAACCGAUAUGUUGGGCAGACUUGACUUGUCUGAACCCGAAUUUGCGGAAUAUGUUGCUCGUUUGAUCAAUGCUUUAGGUACUGAACUCUGCAAGAUUUAUGCAGAGACCUCUCUCCCAGCUGAAGGAAAGGCUCAAGCUUGGUCUAUGAUUGAACAAGUUACACCUUAUUUACUCAAGUUCUUAGCCAAUGAAUACGAUGAUACUUCUUCUGCUGUAUUUCCCUUUGUUAAUGACAUGUUGUAUCUUUACAAAAGACAAAAGAAGCAAAUGCAACCCUUUUCUCAAGGUCAACAUGAAUUCUUGGGUUCUUUGUUGAACGUUGUGAUUGUAAAACUGAGAUAUGAUGAUGAAACUGAAUGGGAUGCUGACGAAGAUGAACCAGAAGAAGAAGCUCUUUUCUUUGAAAUGAGAAAGAACUUGCGUAUUUUUGCUGAGCAUAUUGCCAUGAUCAAUGAAGAACUAUAUGUCGGCUACAUUCAUUCAUUUGUCAUGGACAUAAUCAAUAAAUAUAAGGCAGGAACACAGCUGAAUUGGCGUGACAUUGAGUUGUGUCUUUAUGUGCUUUAUUGUUACGGUGAAGCACUUUCAAAGGCUUCUAUGAUCUUUGUCACUCCCAAUAAUGAAUUGUCUCCCUUGGGUGAAUUGGUUUCUGAAAUGGUUUCUUCCAACAUUUCUGCUUAUCCUCAUCCUUCAUGUGCCAUGCAAUACUUUGAAAAUCUUAACCGCUACUAUCAAUUCUUUGACCAUCGUCCUGAUCACUUGCUCCAAGCGUUAGCAGCAUUUGUAGACACCCGUGGUUUGCACCAUACAGUGAAGCAAAUCCGUACUCGUUGCUGGUACCUUUUCCAACGAUUUGUCAAGAACUUGAAGCCUAAAAUGGGACCCUAUGUUGAAAACAUUUUAACUUCUAUUGGUGACUUAUUAGCUAUUCAAGCUGAACCUGUUGUUGAGCAAAACACGAUGGAAGGCAUGCCUAUUCCUGCUGCUUCUACAUUUGACAGUCAAUUGUAUUUGUUUGAAACAGUUGGUCUGUUGAUUUCAAUGGACACUAUCGAUCCUUUGAAGCAAACUGAGUAUCUCAAAAUUGUGUUGGAGCCUUUGGUUGACGGUAUUCAAAAAUCUAUGUCUCAACCAUUCAAUCCUGAAGAUGAAUUGUUUUUGCUUCAAGUUCAUCAUUAUAUUAUGGCUAUUGGUAGUGUUGCUAAAGGUUUCCCUACUUUGGAAAAGCCUGCAGACGGCACACAACAGCCACAAGCUAUUGUAUUUGUUCAAGCAACUGAGAUCAUUUUAAGUGCUCUACAGACAUACAAGCAAAUGUCCGUUAUUCGCGAUGCUGUACGAUAUACCUUUGCACGUCUCAUCACUUGCUUGGGCACAGAGAUUGUAGCUUACCUACCCAGCCUUAUCAAUGGUCUUUUGACAGAAUGUCAAGUGACAGAACUGGUUGACUUUUUACCUUUCAUUGGCCUAGUUGCGCACAAAUACAAGCCUAUGAUUGAGUCUAUCAUCGAUGAACUGUUAUUACCCUUGGUGAGACGCGCCUUUGACUUCUUGAAUACAACACCUUCUGGUACUGAUGAAGCACUCUUACUGCUGGAAUUACGUAAAGCUUAUUUGAACUUCCUUUUGAGCUUGUUCAAUGCCAAUCUAGAAAAGGUGUUUGUUAGUGAGCGUAAUCUGGAAUACCUCAAUACGAUUUUACAAACACUUUUGCAUUUUGCAAAGGACAAUUCAGACCCUACAACACAAAAGAUGUCAUUCGGUGUGUUCUUAAAGAUGGUAAAUUCUUGGGCUAGCGGGUCAGAUACCAAUACAAGUGUAACAGGGUUCGAUCAGUUUGUAUAUAGCGAACUUUUGCCUAUUACCUUUUCCGUACCUAUGAGCUCGGCUUUCAACUUGGCUGACGGCCAAUCUAUCUUGGUAUUUGGUGAAAUGACGAGUAUUCAAAAAGGCAUGUGUACAAAGCAAGGCAAUGAUUUUAUAGAAUAUAUGAAGACUGUGUUUUUCCCCUCAAUCCAAUGUCCUCCAGAAACAGCUGAAAGAUAUUGUCAGGCAAUUCAACAAUACGAAGGUAGACAGUUCAAAAAAUACUUCCAGGUAUGUCAUUUGUAUCAUAUCUAA